This is a messenger RNA of Talpa occidentalis (Iberian mole), 873 nucleotides long. RefSeq names its product programmed cell death 1 (gene PDCD1). Gene Ontology annotation, biological process: negative regulation of immune response; positive regulation of T cell apoptotic process. NCBI's taxonomy places the organism in Eukaryota, Metazoa, Chordata, Mammalia, Eulipotyphla, Talpidae. The transcript has 5 exons. Gene Ontology annotation, cellular component: external side of plasma membrane; membrane. The record is from RefSeq and is a predicted model, not a curated record. Bases 1 to 873 code for a protein of 290 amino acids.
AUGGGGGCCCCGCGGGCGCUCAGGCCACUGGUCUGGGCCGUGCUGCAGCUGGGCUGGCCGCCAGGAUGGCUCCUAGGCACCCCUGAGGGGCCCUGCAGCCCCCCCACCUUCUCCCCAGCCAGGCUCUCGGUGCCCGAGGGGGGCAACGCCUCCUUCACCUGCAGCCUGCCCUGCACCCCCCAGCACCCGCUGCUCAACUGGUACCGCCUGGGCCCCGGCAACCGGAGCACCAAGCUGGCUGCCUUCCCGGAGGACCAGAGCCACCCGGGCCGGGACUGGCGCUUCAGUGUCACGCAGCUGCCCAGCGGCCGGGACUUCCACAUGAGCCUUGUGGGCGCACAGGCCAGCGACAGCGGCGUCUACAUCUGCGGGGCCAUCUACCUGCCCCCCCGAACGCGGAUCACAGAGAGCCCCGCCAUUGAGCUCACCGUGACCGAGAGAGUCCCCCAGCUGCCCACCGAGCACCCCAGCCCCACACCCAAGCCCGCCGGCCUGCCACAGAGUCUGGUGGUCAGCGUCGCUGUUGUGCUGGCGGCCGUCCUGCUGCUGCUGCUGCUGCUGCUGGCCUGGGGCCUGGCCGGCGCCAUCCCAGGAGGCCUGCGAGGGGCCUGCACCAGCCGGAGCCAGGAUGCAGCUCUGAAGGAGGACACCCCAGCCGUGCCCGUGUUCACCGUGGACUACGGAGAGCUGGACUUUGAGUGGCGAGAGAAGACUCCGGAGCCCCCAGGCCCGUGUGUCCCUGAGCAGACGGAGUACGCCACCAUCGUCUUCCCUGGCCGGCCCGCGCCCCCCUGCCGCAGGGCCUCCGCCGAUGGCCGCCCGGGGCCCCGGCCUCUGCCGCCGGAGGAUGGACACUGCUCCUGGCCCCUGUGA